Molecule: messenger RNA, 1092 nt
Organism: Meyerozyma guilliermondii ATCC 6260
Lineage: Eukaryota; Fungi; Ascomycota; Pichiomycetes; Serinales; Debaryomycetaceae
Exons: 1
Coding region: 1-1092 (363 amino acids)
Cellular component (GO): plasma membrane
Source: RefSeq, a predicted model, not a curated record
AUGAUGGAAGAAUCAAAUAGUAAUGCCCAAUUGGACCAUUCGUUGGAUUCAUUUGAUAAACUGUACAAGCCUACUGUUCGUGAUGAGCCCCAAGUUAAACCAGAAAUGGUGGUGAAGAAUUUCGCAAAAGAGUAUCCCACACCCCCACAAAACGGUUACCAAAAGUUCGUUACCUCCCUUGGUUCUAUGUUUGGUACCUGUGGUAUUUUCUGUUUCUUAUGUGAAAACCCCUACAAAAAGGUGGAUCAAGGUGAAGUUGGUCUUGUGCAGACGUUUGGUGCGUUGUCUCGUACGGUGGAACCAGGACUUUCCUACGUCAACACGUGGUCCGAGUCUUUGGUCAGGGUCAAUGUCAAGGUUAAUAUCAGAGAAAUUCCCGCCCAGAGUUGUUUUACAAGGGAUAAUGUCAGUGUGAUCGUCACUUCAGUGGUGUACUAUAACAUCAUUGACCCACAGAAAGCUAUCUUUUCCAUCUCUAACAUCAACGAGGCCAUUGUGGAAAGAACCCAGACUACGUUGAGAGACGUCAUUGGUUGUCGUGUGUUGCAGGAUGUGGUGGAAAAACGAGAGGAAAUUGCCGAUAGUAUUGAGCUGAUUAUUGCGAAAACCGCAUUCGACUGGGGUGUCAAUAUUGAGUCUAUUUUGAUCAAGGACUUGCAAUUGCCUCCAAAGGUGCAAUCCUCGUUGUCCAUGGCUGCCGAGGCCAAGAGAAUUGGAGAGGGUAAGAUCAUUAAUGCCAAGGCUGAGGUUGAAAGUGCCAAAUUGAUGAGAAAGGCCGCUGAUAUUUUGGCUUCGAAACCAGCUAUGCAAAUCAGGUAUUUGGAUGCUAUGCAAAACAUGGCCAAGUCUCCGGGAUCAAGGGUCAUUUUCAUGCCUUCUGCCCAGGAAAUUGAACGCAUGGCUGGAACCAAUGUGAGUGAGGGCGCUGGAGUCGCUCCAUCUCGAAUCGAAGAAGAAGACCCAGAUUGGGCCAAGCCUGCCACCCCUCACCACACGGGGUCAGGUAUGACUAAUCGUAAUAUUGCAAACACAGUGGCCAUCCAGGAAGCAAUGGCUCCCGAGGAAGGACAAACGCCAGAAUAUCUUAAUUAG